Molecule: messenger RNA, 5289 nt
Organism: Callorhinchus milii (elephant shark)
Lineage: Eukaryota; Metazoa; Chordata; Chondrichthyes; Chimaeriformes; Callorhinchidae
Gene: edem3
Product: ER degradation enhancer, mannosidase alpha-like 3
Exons: 20
Coding region: 34-2892 (952 amino acids)
Biological process (GO): mannose trimming involved in glycoprotein ERAD pathway; carbohydrate metabolic process; endoplasmic reticulum mannose trimming
Cellular component (GO): endoplasmic reticulum; membrane
Molecular function (GO): calcium ion binding; mannosyl-oligosaccharide 1,2-alpha-mannosidase activity
Source: RefSeq, a predicted model, not a curated record
UGUGUCUGGCUGUGUGCCCCGGCCCCGGCCCCGAUGAGGUGCACGAAGAAGUCCGCAGCCUCUGCCUCUUCCCUGCCGAGGUGGUUGCUGCUGGUCACCGUGUCCUGCCUGUGGCUCGGGACGGCGGCGACGGCCCCAACCGAGGCGAUGGGGGCCGAGGAGAAACGCAAACUCAGGGAUCAAGUGCUUGAGAUGUUUGAUCACGCUUAUAAGAGUUACAUGGAACACGCUUACCCAGCUGAUGAACUCAUGCCUUUGACGUGUCGCGGGCGUGUGCGAGGACUGGAACCGAGUCGUGGGGAUGUGGACGAUGCGCUUGGCAAAUUUUCUUUGACUUUAGUUGAUACCCUGGACACUCUUGUGCUGCUGAAUCAAAUGGAAGAAUUUGAAGAUGCUGUGAGAAGGGUUGUACAGGACGUUCAUUUAGAUAAUGAUAUUGUAGUCUCAGUCUUUGAGACCAAUAUUAGGGUACUUGGGGGUUUGUUGGGAGGCCACGCAAUGGCUAUUAUACUGAGAGAUCAAGGUGAAUGGAUGCAGUGGUACAAUGAUGAGCUUCUGAACAUGGCCAAGGAGCUGGGCUACAGAUUACUGCCAGCGUUCAACACCACCAGUGGACUCCCCUACCCUAGAAUUAAUCUGAAAUAUGGGUUGAGGCGACCUGAAGCCAGAACAGGCACAGAGACAGAGACCUGCACUGCCUGUGCAGGGACCCUGAUCCUGGAGUUUGCGGCUCUGAGCAGAUUUUCUGGAGAACCGGUUUUUGAGCAACAUGCUCGGAAAGCACUCGACUUUCUGUGGGAAAAGAGGCAGAGGAACAGCAAUCUGGUGGGAACAACCAUUAAUAUCCACACAGGAGACUGGGUCCGGAAGGAUAGCGGAGUUGGAGCUGGAAUAGACUCUUAUUAUGAAUACCUCUUCAAAGCAUAUAUUCUGCUGGGGGAUGAUGGCUUUUUACAAAGGUUCAACACUCACUAUGCUGCCAUCAUGAAGUACAUCAGUCAGCCACCCCUCUUGUUGGAUGUUCACAUCCAUAAACCAAUGCUGAACGCCCGAACGUGGAUGGAUGCCUUGCUAGCAUUUUUCCCAGGCCUGCAGGUGCUGAAAGGAGAUAUCCGACCAGCCAUAGAGACGCACGAGAUGCUCUACCAAGUUACUAAGAAACACAAUUUCUUGCCAGAGGCUUUCACCACAGAUUUCAGAGUUCACUGGGCUCAGCAUCCGCUGAGGCCUGAAUUUGCAGAAAGCACUUACUUCCUAUAUAAGGCUACAGGUGACAAGUAUUACUUGGAGGUGGGAAAGACGAUCAUAGAAAACCUGAAUAAGUACGCUCGUGUACCAUGCGGCUUUGCAGCAAUGAAGGACGUUCGAACAGGCAGCCACGAAGACAGGAUGGAUUCCUUUUUCUUAGCCGAGAUGUUUAAAUACCUGUAUCUUCUCUUUGCGGAAAAAGAAGAUGUCCUUUUUGAUAUUGAGGACUAUAUCUUUACCACCGAAGCCCAUCUAUUACCUCUUUGGCUCUCCACUAACUACACCAGGAACAGAAAAAAUGAGAGUGCGGAUUACACAGAUUUGGACGACAGCAACUUUGACUGGUCUUGUCCUAACACCCAGAUUCUAUUUCCAAACGAUCCUUCUUAUGCUCGGAGUAUCCGCGAACCUUUUAAAAAUGUAGUGGAUAAGACUUGUCCAAAGACGAGCAUCAGACAGGAUAUGAACGCUGGUGGUCCUGGGAGCAGACAACACCUGCGAGCCCGGGACUUCAUGGCCAAUAACCCUGAACACCUUGAGAUGCUGAAGAGAAUGGGAGUCAGCCUAAUCCAUCUGAAGGACGGCAGAGUCCAGCUAGUACAGCAUGCAAACCAGGCGGCCAGCCCACACGACGCUGAGGACGGCUUGCGCUUCAUGCAAGAGAUGAUUGAAUUGUCCAGUCAACAGCAGAAGGAACAGCUGCCACCUCGUGCUGUUCAGAUCGUCUCACACCCGUUCCUCGGCAGAGUGGUGCUUACAGCGGGACCAGCACAGUUUGGAUUGGAACUCUCGAAAGUGGCCAAUGGGGUGCGGGGAUUUGUUGCCAAGGUUGAACCCUACAAUGCCUGUUCCGAGGUAACAAACCCCGGAUCAGUGAAGGGCAAAAUCGCCCUAAUGCAGCGAGGCCAGUGCAUGUUUGCAGAAAAGGCACGGAAUGCGCAGAAAGCUGGGGCUAUUGGCGGCAUCGUGAUGGAUGACAACGAAGCAAGUAGCAGUGACACAGCACCGCUCUUCCAAAUGGCCGGCGAUGGAAGGAACACUGAAGACGUCACCAUUCCAAUGCUCUUCCUCUUCAAUAAAGAGGGAAACAUUAUCCUCGACGCCAUGCAGGAAUACCAGGAAGUGGAGGUCCUGCUGUCCGAUAAAGCUAAGGACAGAAAUUUGGACAUGGACGACUCGGAGCAGAAGUCAGAGGAAGAUGUUGAGUCCACAGGCCCCGAUCUGAGUAUUUCAGAGUGUCAAAAAGAAGUGGCUUCUCAUGACGAGCGUUCUUGUAACGUGAAACCAAGCGAGUAUGUUUUCAGCAGUCAAUCUAUUGUGCCUGACACUGAAACCCAGGCAAGCCCCAGGACCUCGAGUGGAACCGAUCAAAACCUCAUUGCUUCCCCUGACGGGUCUCCAGAAAGUGGGGAUGUCCAAAAUGAAGAUACUCGGAGGACAGAUUGCCAUGAGACCUCUGGAGAGAAUCAGGGAUUUUGUGGUCAGACUUCAGACCAGGCAAAGGAAGGGACAGAGGUGGAGCCGGAACAAGAAUCCAAUCCAAACAUCAGUCAGGAAACAGAAGCUCGGACAAUAGAUUCCCUGAUGUCGGACUGGAAAGAAGAGAUCGAUGCCUUUGAAAUGAUGGAUAAGGAUGAGCUAUGACCAUAAAUCGUACAGUUAUUUUCUGGGAUUAUUGUUCCACAGAGAUUCUGGGUGAAAUUGUACACAGUGACAUUCAGCUGACCAGUCUAAAGUGUGCGCUUGUUUGUAUUAACGCACAUCUGGGGAAAGGGAAUGACGUACCAGGGAAUGGUCACCCCUUUCUGCCUGGAUCACUGGUUGAUUUACCUGGAGGUGCCAAGUCAGGUUAAUGGCUGCAAUGGUCACAUUCCUGACGCUGUACUCUUUGGAUUUAGAUGAGUGAAAAAUCUCAAGGAGUUCAAGAAAUUCACUCUUUCUCCCCCAACAGCCAGCGAAAAUAAACCCACUGAAUAAUUUUUUUCCUUUCCCCAUCUCUUUUCCCUGCCUCUCCUAACCCACCACGUACACAAACUUCAUUCGCUGAAAACUAGCACAGCAUUCUAAUUUAGUAUAUAUUUCUUGAAAACCAGUAUGAAUUACUGGUUUACAGUAGAUUUUGUUCCAUUCCUGCGACUGCUAAUCAUAUCAGAGCAUGAGAUUGUUUUAAUUUUUUUCUUAAAAUCCAUCUUCCCCACAAUUACAGGAAUAUGAUUUUAGUCCAAGUUGAUUAUCUUGGCUCUUUCAUUACUUGCUUUUGUGAGGUGUUUGGAAUUAUUUUUGAUAAUAUUUCCUAUAGUAAAGGUGUUGCUGACAACACCUACCAGCACCAUCCCAGCAAACUGGGUACAGAUAGCGAUGUUAUUUUGUCAUAGUUUAAAAAUUUAGAACUUUUGACAAAAAUUACAAUUCGCACAACCUAAAAGUUGGCACCUUACUCAAUAUUUUACUCAUUUUGAGUCUUGUUCCUUGAUUCCAUUCUAGCAUUUCCAGAUUGUUUUAUAUAACGUCCAACAACAUAUGAUACGCAUACACCGCAGGCUUGAUGACCUGAAUGGCCUUCUGUCUUGAAAUUUGUAGGCAACAUUUUGUCUUUUUUGUCGGUCCCAAAGUUUCAGACUCUCAGGUACCUCCCUCAGUGUGAUUGGUUUUAAAUUGGAUCAAUUUACUGCCAUAACAUCCAAACCACAUCCAACUGUUGGACGGGUGUCAGUCUAUCUGACUUUUGGCCGCCAGAUGGCAGCAAUCCCACAAAUUGUAAAACAACAUCUCACAAAACAUACUCCAAAGAAAUGGUUAGUCUAAAAAUCGGUUUUGGAUGUUAGUCUUUAUGCCUAACACAGCAGCAGGGUAUUUCUCCAGAGAUUUGCAAUAGACCUAUUUGGGGAAAAUACUGUAUAAAGUUGCAUUGUAAAAGCUAGGACUUUUUGUACAUCUUGUUUGAAGUUCAACAGUACAAUGCAGUUUGGUCAGCUAUCACUUUAGAUAAUGGUUAAAGUAGUCUGAGAGAGAUUUGUGUUGCAUUGUUUCAAAAAAAUCUUUUUUUAUUUAAAAGGAGCCUGUUUUGAUGUUUCUUCGUGAAUCCGAUCAAAAGCUGGGCAGUUUGCAGGAACCUGUAAAUUCGUUCUUCCCACUUGGGAAAUGGGAAUCAUUCAGGUUGUUUUACUUUACAACAAAGUGACUUUGUUUUACAUAUUGGGGGGAAAAAAACUUUUGCUGAUGUGAAGAAUAUGCUACAAAAUCUUUUUUUUAAACCAUUUUCCAGGCAGGUUGGCUGCCACCUUGUUUAUUGGCUUUUAUUCCAGAUGAUAUUACAGCUCAUACAUUUGUCACGGCAUUGCACUUGCCACUCUUAACAAUUGUGGGAUCCUCUGCAGUGAACUAAACCAGUCUGUGGCACUAACGUAAUUCUUCCCUGCAAGCAAAUUUGUCGUUAUAGACUAGGGAUGGAAACAGCUGAUUGAUUGAUGGGUUUGGAUGCCUUGCUGGUUUCUCACUGGAAGAGUGUCCGGAUGCGUUCCUGCUCUCUGGGUAUUUCCAGAGAAUGGACAUCAGAUGUGCAAUUACUAGCAUGGAAAGCAUUUGUGGACCUGAGGUUUGUUUCUCCCAAUUAUUUCUCUGGAUUGAUUUCAAUGAUGCUGUACUAUGGCUUUUUGUCUCUUGAAGUUACAGUACACGCAUUGCUGAGUGUUGACCAAUGAGGACAUAGUGCAUUGAACAUGCUAGACUUUGGGCGUGGGUGAAAAUAUCAAUGGGCUCUCUGGGUGAAUGUACCUAGCAAAGGGAGAGUGGAAUUUAAUCAGCUGUCUGGUGCAGGAAUGGGGUACACUCCCCCAGGACCCGAUUGACCUGGGACUCGGAGCCAAGUUCAUAACCAAUCGGUUGCUCCCAAUUGGAUGAGCAUUGGGAAGCUUAGAAGCUCAGUGGUACCCUGAUACGUACUAAGAGAUCCCCUGCACUUUGGUCGAUCUGCAUCUGUGUUCUCUGGUCAUACACUUAUAAUAAUCCUUGCAUUUGAUAUAGCGCUUUUCACGUCUUCUA